Galleria mellonella (greater wax moth) is the source of this 2102-nucleotide messenger RNA. RefSeq names its product histone H4 transcription factor (gene Hinfp). NCBI's taxonomy places the organism in Eukaryota, Metazoa, Arthropoda, Insecta, Lepidoptera, Pyralidae. The transcript has 8 exons. The coding region runs from base 174 to 1919 and encodes 581 amino acids. The record is from RefSeq and is a predicted model, not a curated record.
GUGCUAUUUAUUUUGACAUUUAAGGAUUUUGAAAUAUUUAUUUCCAUUUCAGUUAAAGUUUUUGAUUCUUUUUCUUUUUUAUUUUGAUAAAUUAUAUACCUAUAUGUUGUAACCUACUACAAUGUUGAUUCGUUUAAUUUUAAAGUGAAGUAUAUUUUAAAACCUUUUUAAAAAUGGAGAAAAAAAUAAAUGGAUUACCUGAAAAUGUUGAGAAGUCUAAUCAUGGUCAACAAAAGCUUAUUCGCUGUAUGGACUGGCUGCAUAAACAAAACAGCCUAGAGCCAAAAAAACAAUUUCAGCAGAAUAAAAAUGAUAUACAGUUCAUAAUACAAACAAAUGCAGACAGGAAGAACUUUCUAUUGUCGGUGGCCGAAGACGAAGCAACUGUCCCCGCAGGAGUGAAUGAGCCCGCUGCCGAACCUAAGAAUGUGCCAUUACAUAAAUUACGUGUGGAGAACCUGAAGUUAGAGUGUGAGUGGCAGGCUUGUCAGUGGCACACUAGCAACUAUGAUAUGUUCCAGAAACACAUUAAAGGUCACAUUUCAAAGGUGCAUGUCAUAGAAAAUGAUGGAGGUGUGGAAUUUGUUUGUCUGUGGGAUGUGUGUGGUCACAAAACAUCAGAUUUGGAGGAAAUGACCCGGCACGUCAACUUUCAUGCUUAUCAUGCUCGUUUGCUUGCUAUCGGCUUCAAUGCCCGUGCCACACUGAAAUUAUUGAGUUGCAAGAAGGAUUCCACCAAGAGGAAUCAGUUGCCACCAUUGAAGAGCAAGCAUUGCUGCAUGUGGAUUGAUUGCAAUUGCACUUUUAAUGCUAUACAGGAUUUUUUCGAUCACAUGAGGUUGCAUGUGAAUCGCUGUGAAACAUUCGUGUGCUCGUGGGCGGGAUGCGGAGCCAAGUUUCCUCGUAGGGUGCUCCUACAGAUGCACGUCAGGUCGCACUCGGGAGAGAAGAUUAUAGCCUGCUACCACUGCGGACAACGUUUCUCAUGUAACAGAAAGUUAAGCGAUCAUCUGAGACGACAGAACGUGUACCCGAACUCGGGGUACCGGUGCUCGGCGUGCGGCGCGUGGUGCGCGACCGAGUACCUGGUGCGCGAGCACGCGCGGCAGCACGUGUCGGCGUACGCGUGCGCGCUGUGCGACAUGUCGGCGCCGUCGCCGGCCGCGCUCGCGCACCACGUGCGCUACCGGCACCUGCGCGGGCCCGGCGCGCGCGCGCACGCCUGCCCGCACUGCCCCUACAGAGCGGUGACGAAAUGGGAUCUACAGAAACACAUACCAACACACACGCAUAAGAAACGGAAACGGCCCAAAUCAAAGAAGUCUUCAGACAUUGAAAAGUCUUCGGAGAUUGAUAGGUCAUCAGAUGUAGACAGUGAUAAAGAUCCGUCUGAAGAAGAGAACUCCGAUUUAGAAGUACAGAAGAAUGAUAAGCCGAAGAAGAAGUACGCGUGUCACAUGUGCCCGGAGAAGAAUAUGAAAAUAUUCUCCAGAGGGACAAGGUUGACCACACAUUUGGUCAAUGUUCAUGGCGCACAAUGGCCGUUUGGGCAUAGCCGAUUUAGAUAUCAAAUAAGCGAAGACGGCAUGUACAGGUUAACAACGACUAGAUACGAGUUUUUGGAGGUUUCCAAAAAAAUUGUCGACGGCUAUAGCUGGCCUAAAGGAUCUCUCAACAAUGAAUUCGAGUUCGAUUUGAAACAAGUCUCCGAAGCCACGGAGACUACGCCUAAGAAAUUCGAAAUUGUUUUGAAAAAUGCCAAUGGGGAAGAUGGUGAAACGGAGGUGAAGGAAGAAUCAGAGACAAAGGUUAAAGACAAUGAGGAAGCCUGUAGUAAUGCAGUCGAAAUUACAAUGUGUGAUGUGGAUGAACAUGGAAAUAUAAUAAGUUCAGAAGUAAUCAACUCACAUAAAAUAUAAGGUUGCCCUAGCUGUGGUUACGAGCAGGUCGGAGUACAGCAAUUUUAUUCCCGAUAGAUGGCAGUAAUUUCUUCAACUACUAUUACUGGAUUGCCUUAAGUUUACUUGCUGAUGACUCUUGACUGAUGGUGCUUAAAAUCGUGUUAUCUGGAGAAAUCAAGUUAAUAAACUCACACUUGUCAA